AUGACCGGACCCAGCACGUUUCAAGGAAUCAAAGGAUCUCAAAUAAAAGUACCAGAUUUGGUACCAAGUCCUAAGAGUAAUUGUUAUGCUUUUCACUGCGACUAUUAUAAGGAGAAUUAUGCAUGGUUGAUAUUGGACCCGCCAAAUGACAAAGAUAUACAAAUUGACGUUCUCUAUCGAAACCAAAGAAAAGAUAGUGAAAAAAAUGACAAACUAAAGAGAGCAUUCGCUUUUAAACUAUCUGCUGGAAAUGUCGCUGGACCAGCCAAAGAUGAUCAUAAGAUAGAGUUGAAGACCUUGGCGGACGUGCCGUUCAAUCUUGGUAAUUUACAUCUAUCUAAAAACCAUGUGGCAUUACUUAUCAAAGAUUUAGUGGGGAAUAGAAAACGAACCACGCGUGUUAUACGAUACGGUUUCAGUAUGACAGAAGUUAGCACAAAAGACCACAGGUUAAUUGAGUCUGGUAAAACAUUUACAGUAUCAUCAGUAAAUACUGUCGACAUGAAAAUAAAAGUAAAAGAAAACGAGUUAAUGUUAUGCGUCGACUGGUGUCCACUGGAAUCGUGUAAAUAUCAGAUAAUGCGACAGAGUAACGAUAUACCAGGGAGAAUUGCUUACCAGCUGGUUGCCAAAGUACCCUGUCAGAUCGAAGGAGUUGGAUUCGGAGGUCACCUCACGAAUAACAAACUUAUAGGGUAUGCCCGUGGUUAUGACUGCACGCCUGCCAAGUUUCGCUCACUUCAGUGCUUGGUGUAUGACGUAACAGGUGAAAAUUGUGACUCCACAGAUAGAGCUGUUGGAUAUAGUUCAAAAUAUAUAGCGUUGGAACCAUUUGAUAAUUUGAAUUUUCAUAAUGGGGAUCCUAAUUUCCGCUUUUGUCAUGGCAAUAUUAUCGAUUACCUUUUCAACGGAGGACACUGGGAACAAACAGGGAGCAGUGUGGAUUCGUCCAGUAGUGAUGAAGAUGUCAAACGAUCAGUACCUGAAUACCGAAUAAAACGCUCUGUGUCCCCAGACACAGACAGUCCGCCUGAAUGUGCUGGUUAUUUUGUCGGUAAUAGUUGGCCACCAAGAGUGACAGACAUGUCUCUUGGCAAAAAUGUAAAGAUCUGUCAAACAUGUCGGCAAAGUGAAAGUGGAAAAGACAGAUACUGCUUUGCAACUCUCUACAACACUGAUCUCCGGUUACCAGAGUACAGUGCUUAUACUGUUCAUUCUCUGCAAAGUCGCCUCAAUUCCAAUCCUCCGGCUCCUAUCUCUAGAAAAAAGGUUGAUUCUGCACUCUGGAAGCGAUUUGAAAUAGGUCUAUGUCGUGAAUCAACAAAAAAGAAAGUACCCAAAAAGGAAUGGAAUUCUCUGCCAUUAGUGUAUGAAGGCAAUGUUGGACAUACUUGCAAAGAUCUGGGUGCCAUUGGAGUUGAUGAACACAACAACAAUAUUGUGUACACAUAUGAGAGUGGUAAAAUUGGCCAUCCCUGUGAUCCUUUAUACUUAGAUAAACAGAAAUGUGAAGAUAUGCAGUCAUCUGACAGUGACUACAAUGUUGCCAAUAAUGCCGUGAAAGGCUUGUGGAGCCGAGGUCAUCUGAAUCCAUCAGGAAUCCACAAUAUGGUUGAUAUAUAUAUGAUGCAGUCAACGUUUACUCUUACCAAUGCAGCGCCUCAACUAACAAGCUUCAACAAUGGUGAAUGGAAUACAAUGGAGUGUCUUGUAGAGCAUUAUGUGUGGUAUUUAAGAACACAUCCUGGCACCCAAAUUGUGGAUGAUUCGCAAGAGGUGUUUAUUGUAACUGGGACUCGACCUCAUGCCACUCCUAUAAAAAUUGCCAAUAAUAGACUUACAUCACCUGAGUACUAUUGGACAGCAUUGUGCGACCCAUAUUUCAAAAGAUCAUUGUUCUUUUCUGGAAACAAUGAACCUGGAUUUACAGGGACAACAAGAAUACAUGUGUACGACUCUCUGACCUCUUUCCAGGAAUGGUUAUGGGGGAGUGGUACUCCUAACGAGAUAUUUCCUGGGAAAGCUGAGCAGUGUUCCAACGUCAUCGAUUUGGACAUGAUUCCGCUAACUGAACGAUGUGAAAAUGAGCUGGUUUUCAAAAACACUCCACUGGACACAAUAAGCAGGCGUGGUUUAAUCACACUAAUAAAGAGUAUCAACUUGUGAUAGCACGUCGUAUAUAUAUGAUAUACUGUAAUGUUGAUAGAAUGAAUAGAUGUGAUAUACUGUAAUGUUGAUACACCAAAUAUACUUACAUUGUAUAAAUGUUUUAGUAUUUGUUAACAACUAAUGAAUUGUAGUUGUGACAUUCAUUGUUUUCUCUUAUUAUAGUCAUACAAAUAUAAAUAAACAUAAAUGUAUUAUCAUGAUA
This is a messenger RNA of Saccoglossus kowalevskii, 2371 nucleotides long. RefSeq lists its product as uncharacterized. Gene Ontology annotation, molecular function: nucleic acid binding; metal ion binding; deoxyribonuclease II activity. Gene Ontology annotation, biological process: DNA metabolic process. The record is from RefSeq and is a predicted model, not a curated record. NCBI's taxonomy places the organism in Eukaryota, Metazoa, Hemichordata, Enteropneusta, Harrimaniidae.